UAAAACUCUCCUCGCGUGUCUCUGGUCUGUCCCCGCUCCUCCUCCUCCUCACAUUCACCUUCCUCACCGAGCUGAACACCAGCCAAUGCUUCACACCACCCCUGCCCUGGGUGUCUGUCCCCUGCGUGGGAAGCACAACAAAAUCAAGGGCUUCACUUGAGAGGGUCCAAAGGAGCGACAAAAAGGGGACAAUCGUUGCAUUAUUUAUUUUUUUAUUUUUUUGGUACACUCUCCCAUCGGACGAGGUGCUCUGACUUCAGCGAAAAUCUCAGCUCAUACCGUUUUGUCACGGAGGACAGAAGGACGACCGCGUGGAGAUAUGAAUGAGUCGCUGGUGGUGAACGACUCCUCUGCGACCCCCGUGGCCGGAGAAGCCCUGCCAUGGAUGGAGGCUGACUCUCCAGAGCACAACAGCAGUCUGGAGUUCUCCACCGCCCCGUUAGAAUUCCCCAUCAACCCGUGGGACAUUAUGCUCUGUAUGUCAGGCACUGUCAUCGCCUGUGAAAACGCCAUAGUAGUAGCAAUCAUCUUCUACACGCCGACACUACGGACUCCCAUGUUUGCGCUGAUUGGGAGCCUGGCCACAGCGGACCUGCUGGCCGGCAUGGGAUUAAUCCUGAACUUUGUGUUUCAGUAUGUGAUCUCCUCUGAGACUAUCAGCCUUAUCACUGUAGGCUUCCUGGUGGCGUCCUUCACUGCGUCCAUCAGCAGCCUUUUGGCCAUAACAGUGGACCGUUACUUCUCCCUCUACAACGCUCUGACGUACUUCUCAGAGAAGACGCUUCAGUACGUGCACCUGAUGUUACUCGGGACCUGGGGGGUGUCUCUGUUCCUGGGCUUGCUGCCGGUGCUCGGCUGGAACUGCCUGGACGAGCCGGCCUCCUGCAGCAUCGUUCGCCCUUUGACCCGGAGCAACGUCACGCUCCUGGCCACCUCCUUCUUCGCCAUCUUCGUGCUCAUGCUGACCCUCUACUUUAAGAUUUGUAAGAUCGUGUGCCACCACGCCCACCAAAUCGCCCUCCAGCAGCACUUUUUUGCCACCUCGCAUUACGUGGCCACUAAGAAGGGGGUCUCCACUUUGGCCAUCAUCUUGGGGACAUUUGGCGCAAGCUGGCUGCCCUUCGCCAUCUACUGCCUGGUAGGCGAGCGAGACUAUCCAUCAGUGUACACCUAUGCUACACUGCUGCCAGCCACCUACAACUCCAUGAUCAACCCCAUCAUCUACGCCUACAGAAACGCAGAGAUCCAGCGCUCCAUCUAUAUGCUUCUCUGUGGCUGCUUUCAGGCCAACAAGGCCUACAGGUCCAGGUCACCAAGUGAAGUCUAAAAAGGUGCAAGGGCUCUUUUUUUUGUGUGUGCAAGAAAAGAGAGAGCAAAAAGACUAACCAUCCUGUGACCGUUGACAAUCUGCUUACAAUUGACAUUGAAUGCUUUACAAACACAAAGCGGGUGUGAUGCUAGAAACGUGUUUCUCAUGCAUACUGUAUCUGCACUUUACUAUGUCUCAACACAAGUUAGGAUGAGAUUAUGGACAUGCUGUGAACAAGAAACUAAUGUGAAAAAGACAAAACAAACCUGUGAAUGUACUUAAAUGAGAAAAGGAAUGGAAAAUCUUGCACUUUAGUCCGUGUUUUUUGAAAUGCCAAAGCAGUAUUGUAAAGCCCUUAUUGUGUUUAAACGUUUGAACCUGUGAGUACCGUGUGCCAUUUUUCUAUUUUGUAUGGUAUUGUCUUUGAUGUACAUUUUCUACACGAGGAAUAAAAUCCAGCUGUGGCUCCA
Siniperca chuatsi (mandarin fish) is the source of this 1779-nucleotide messenger RNA. Its product is annotated as G-protein coupled receptor 6. Lineage: Eukaryota; Metazoa; Chordata; Actinopteri; Centrarchiformes; Sinipercidae. Gene Ontology annotation, cellular component: membrane. The coding region runs from base 320 to 1327 and encodes 335 amino acids. Gene Ontology annotation, biological process: G protein-coupled receptor signaling pathway. Gene Ontology annotation, molecular function: sphingosine-1-phosphate receptor activity. The transcript is spliced from 2 exons. The record is from RefSeq and is a predicted model, not a curated record.